This is a messenger RNA of Dama dama (fallow deer), 482 nucleotides long. It is a transcript of the gene SMIM9, whose product is annotated as small integral membrane protein 9. The record is from RefSeq and is a predicted model, not a curated record. NCBI's taxonomy places the organism in Eukaryota, Metazoa, Chordata, Mammalia, Artiodactyla, Cervidae. The annotation marks the transcript as partial. The transcript is spliced from 3 exons.
ACUAAACCAUCGUUUUUAACUUUUCAGACAAAGCAGUCUUGCAAAGAGCCAAGGGAAACACCAUCUGGCCUUGGCGCAGGGGAGUCCAUAGAAGUCCUGAAGCUGCUGAGCAUCACAUUUCUGCUGUGCUCUCUGACUUGCCUCUUGCUGGAGACUGUCGCGUCCUCUGUGUCACCUUUAUCUGCCUUCAGAGUACAAGACCAGGAUGGCCUGCCACAACGCUCAGUGGAAAAUUCCAGGUCCUGGCUGAGCAACUUCAAGGAUUACCUGUGUGAUCUUGUCAGGAGCCAGAUCCCUCCAGCAGCCAUUUUUAUUUUUCUUAUCAUGUCAGCAGUACUGGGGACUCUCUGCUGCCUCACUGUUCUAAUAGGUGAGCCAGUCCAAUGAAGUAUGAGAAGAUUCAAUGGGACAAGUGUAAUGCUUAGCUUGCUGGAUUCCAAGAGAGUGGAGAGUGUGCUAUUUGUGUACAAUAAGGAAGUAUC